Messenger RNA from Aspergillus tanneri, 507 nucleotides. It is a transcript of the gene UBC15, whose product is annotated as putative ubiquitin conjugating enzyme. The record is from RefSeq and is a predicted model, not a curated record. Lineage: Eukaryota; Fungi; Ascomycota; Eurotiomycetes; Eurotiales; Aspergillaceae. The transcript has 3 exons. Bases 1 to 507 code for a protein of 168 amino acids. Gene Ontology annotation, cellular component: endoplasmic reticulum; cytosol.
AUGGCCACAACCCCUGCAGGGCGUAUGCUGUCUCGACAGCUGGAGCAAAUGCAGGCCGACAAGGAUAUUCCUGGAAUUAGCUGUGGACUGGUAGACAACAACAUCUUUGAGUGGGAGGUGAUGCUGAUGAUCUCCGACGAUGUGAAGCUCUACGGCGGUGGUUUCUUCCGUGCUCGUCUCUCCUUCCCAUCGGACUACCCGCAUAUGCCGCCAAAGAUGAAGUUCGAGACACCUCUCUUCCACCCUAAUAUCUAUCCUAACGGUGAAGUAUGCAUCUCCAUCCUUCAUCCUCCCGAGGAAGAUAAGUAUGGAUACGAAUCCGCCUCGGAACGCUGGUCCCCCGUUCAAACUCCAGAGACUAUUCUCUUAUCGGUCAUCUCUAUGCUGUCGAGCCCGAAUGAUGAAAGUCCAGCCAAUGUGGAAGCUGCACGGUUAUGGAGGGAAGAUCCGAAAGAAUUCAAGAAGCAGGUUCGAAGGUGCGUUCGGGAAAGUCUGGGCGAGGAGUAA